Messenger RNA from Dromaius novaehollandiae (emu), 1024 nucleotides. RefSeq lists its product as uncharacterized. Gene Ontology annotation, cellular component: pore complex. The transcript has 2 exons. The record is from RefSeq and is a predicted model, not a curated record. Bases 77 to 688 code for a protein of 203 amino acids. Gene Ontology annotation, molecular function: channel activity. Gene Ontology annotation, biological process: cytolysis in another organism; pore complex assembly; monoatomic cation transport. NCBI's taxonomy places the organism in Eukaryota, Metazoa, Chordata, Aves, Casuariiformes, Dromaiidae.
UUUGCAUGCCUCUCCUUGCACUGUUUGUGUUUGCUGCUCUACAGCCUUGCAGCGUUCCUGUGGCAGUGCGGGCAAGAUGCAGGCAAAAGAGAAGAAAGACCGUAAAAAACCCAGCAACUCCGGGCCUGGGAUCACCAUGACCACAGGCGUACAUAGCGUGGCGAAAACCAUCAACGUGUGUCGGAGUGUGAUAAUUGAGAUCACCAACAAGACCAGGAAUGUGACGCUCCAAGACUUCAGGAGUUACUGCUUCAGUGGCCAGGUCCACAGCCCUGUCCCAUUUGAGAUUGGCCCAGGCUCCAGUGGAGAAUGUGUGUUUGCAAAGACUCCAUACAGCCUGCGAGGGAGUGUGGGUGUCCUGGUGUGCACGUUUGACUCUUCUGCCCUGGCCAUCAUGUUCUCCAACCCCUUCGACUACAUCCUUUAUCGCAUCGAAUUUGCCCUGGAAAUCUUCAAAAUGGAAAAUCACAUGGGAAGACUCCAUGAUGUCUAUUCCAAAAUGAUGGGGAGCAAAGCUUACAGCAGCUCCAGGCUCUUCCAGCGAGCACAUGCAGAUUCUGGACAAGAAACCCUGGAGGUCUCCAAGGGGAACAUUCGUGUCAGAGCCAAGAUGUCCAACAACGAGAAAGCAGUCAUGAAAGUUCAGAUAGAAGACACGGACCCCCCACCUUAUUCCAAAAAUGAAUGAGUGAGGAUUAGUGCAAUUGCCACAGCCAGCUUCCUGCAUGAGCUACUCUUUGACAGCAUUGUUAGAGAUCUUACUGAGCUAUCCACCUCUGGUUGAUCAGUGGUCAUCAGUGCUAAUUAGUGGUGACAGAUCCAGUGGCAAAUGGACAAAUACUACUAGGGAGAAGUCCAGCCUGUGCCCUCCUGAGUGAUGCACGCCUAGCCAGCAAAGACCCUUCUGGUAUCUCCUGAGCAUGGUGAUCUUACUAAUAAGCUAAUAAUGUUUAGCAGCUGGUGAAGUCCUAACUAAUGUUUGUGUUAGCUAAUUAAAAAAAAAUGUUUUAAUCCUUGUAAGAUA